UCUGUUUGGUGAUGUGGGAGGGACAAGGCAGGUAGAUGGAGAGGUGGAGCUGACCAGAGGCACCAGUCAAAGGGGGGAGGUCAGCAGCUCUGAGGGCAGGGUUGUGUGGGAUCCGGAGAUGUGGAGGGCAGCCCAGCAGCUGCUGCCACCCCCUCCUCCCAUGUGUCACCAGUCCUUGGUGCUGACAAAGGACAGCAUGUUCCUGAAGACGCCUCUGCUUCUCGGACUCAUUGUGCUGGGCACCCAUGUCUGGACCAUUCAAAAAGAAUUUGUAGACAUUUGUAAGAACCAUGAUUAUUUUGUGGCAUCUGUGGAGUUUGCUCUGGCUUGGUUCAAUGAUGACAACAUGGAAGAAGACUCAUACAAGUUGUUGGAGGUUGGGCAGGCCCAGCAAAAGAGGUGGACAAUGAUAUUUUUAAUGGAGUUGGAGUUGCACCGCACAAUUUGUAAACAACAGGAUGAAGACUUCAACAACUGCCCCUUACAAGAAGGCCCAGGAAAGAAAAAGGAGUUUACCUUGAUAUAUUUAAUGGAGUUGGAAUUGGGCCAAACCAUUUGUACAAAACAGGAUGAAGAUCUGGAAAAUUGCCCCUUGCAAGAUGGCCCAGAAGAGAAAAAGGUGGACUGCACCUUUAUUGUGGAUGCCAGACCAUGGUUUUCCCAGUUCUCCCUCCUAAACAGUACCUGCGUGCAGAAAUAGGCAGAGAAGGAGUCCCUUGCUCCUCAAGCAGAAGUUCCUGGGAUACCUGGGUAGCUCAGUUGGUUAAGCAUCUGCCUUCAGCUCAGGUCAUGAGCCCACCGUCCUGGGAUUGAGUCCCACAUCGAGCUUCUUGCUCAGUGCAGAGCGGGCUUCUCCCACUGUCUGCCACUCCCCCUGCUUGUGUUAUUUCUCUCUCUCUCUCUGACAAAUAAAUAAAUAAAAUCUUAAAAAAAAAAAAAAAGAAGUUCUUUUCCCUCCAGAGAGCAAGAGUCAGUCUGUAGUCCCAGGUCUAUUCAGUACC
Zalophus californianus (California sea lion) is the source of this 1001-nucleotide messenger RNA. RefSeq names its product probable cystatin-16. The record is from RefSeq and is a predicted model, not a curated record. Bases 119 to 700 code for a protein of 193 amino acids. Gene Ontology annotation, molecular function: cysteine-type endopeptidase inhibitor activity. Lineage: Eukaryota; Metazoa; Chordata; Mammalia; Carnivora; Otariidae. The transcript is spliced from 4 exons.